Molecule: messenger RNA, 6176 nt
Organism: Paramisgurnus dabryanus
Lineage: Eukaryota; Metazoa; Chordata; Actinopteri; Cypriniformes; Cobitidae
Product: protein NLRC3-like
Molecular function (GO): protein binding
Source: RefSeq, a predicted model, not a curated record
AAAUCCGAAAGUAAACGAGACAGAUAAACGUUAAACAUGAAGCGUGCUCUUUUGGUAAGCAGCAUACAGCGUCAAGUUUGGGACAUUCGACAUCGUUUAGCCUACAUUUAAAUGUGCUCAAUAAUAUUACACAAUUUAAUGACUACCCGGUGACCCAUGGGUGAAGCGGAAGAGAUACAAGAUGGAGAUUUUGUUGCAAGCAGCAGAUCAGUGUCUCCAGUGCCCAGCUGCUUGUCUAUGAAAAGCAGCAAUGCUGUUGAGUAUCCUCCAUACAUAGAAGAUGGCAGUAAUCCAUGUGAACCCAGUAAGCAAGUAACAUCUGAGUCACUUGUACACAGAACUGUGUCCACGAGUGAUGUGUCGAUCGAACAGCCUCCAAACAUCAACUGCGAAAUACAAGCUGAAGGAAAAUCAGACAAAGUAACCAGCAUGGGGUCCAUCAGGAGUAACCGAUCUAAAUAUAAAGCUGAGACAAGGAAAAACAGCUGGGAAUCUGAACUUGCUGUCCUUAAGAAAUUAAAAUCAAACUUGAAAGUCAAGUGUCAAUGUUUGCAUGAAGGAAUUGCCUGUCGGAGUAACCCAACACUCCUCAAUGACAUCUACACAAAGGUUUACAUCACAGAGGAUAGAGGCGGAGGGAUCAAUAAUGAGCAUGAGGUGAGACAGAUUGAAGCAGCAUCCAGAAGAACAUCUACAGAGGACAGACCCAUCGACUGCAAUGACAUCUUCAAACCAUCACACGGGCAAGACAAACCCAUCAGAACUGUGCUGACAAAAGGAGUCGCUGGCAUUGGUAAAACAGUUUCUGUGCAGAAGUUCAUUCUGGACUGGGCUGAAGGCAAAGCGAAUCGAGAUGUUCAUCUCAUAUUUCCAAUUCCUUUCAGAGAGCUUAAUUUAAUGAAUAAACAAAAAUUCAGUCUGUUGGAACUUCUCAGUAUCUUUAUCAUGGAAACGAAACAAUUAGAAAUAUCCAAUGAUAAAUAUAAAGUUUACUUUAUCUUUGAUGGUUUGGAUGAGUGUCGCCUCCCACUGGAUUUUGACAACAGCGUGAGGUUGUGUGAUGUAAAUGAAUCGGCGUCAGUGGAUGUGCUGGUGACAAAUCUGAUCCAGGGAAAUCUGCUUCCCUCUGCUUUCAUCUGGAUCACCUCCAGACCAGCAGCAUCUGAUCUCAUCCCAUCUGAGUGUGUUGAUCGUGUCACAGAAGUACGAGGCUUUAGUGAUCCACAAAAGGAGGAAUACUUCAGGAAAAGAAUCAGUGAUGAGGGACUGGCCGACAAAAUCAUCUCACACCUAAAGUCCUCCAGGAGUCUCUACAUCAUGUGUCACAUCCCAGUGUUCUGCUGGAUUUCAGUCACUGUUCUAGAGAAAAUGUUGGGUGAAGCAGAGAGCGGAGAGAUCCCCAAAACUCUUACUCAGAUGUACACACACUUCCUCAUCAUUCAGACGAACAUCAAACAUCAAAAGGACUAUGAGAUGAAAGUGAAAGAUGAGGAGAUGAUUCUCAAACUGGGCAAAUUGGCUUUUGAGCAGCUUAUGAAAGGCAAUUUGAUCUUCUACAAGGAAGACCUGACAGAGUGUGGCAUUGAUGUAGCAGAAGCAUCAGUGUAUUCAGGAUUGUGUACUCAGAUCUUCAGAGAAGAACAUGGGCUGCACCACAGGAAUGUCUACUGUUUUGUUCACAUGACCAUGCAGGAACAUCUUGCAGCAUUGUAUGCGUACUUAUCCUUUAUCAACAAUAAAAUAAAUGUGAUCGAUCAAAAUACAACAACAUGCUCGGACUUAUCUGACAUGCUUAUGAACGCUGUUGAUGAAGCACUAGCAAGUCAAACUGGACAUCUGGAUCUCUUCCUCCGUUUUCUUCUGGGUCUCUCCUUGGCAUCCAAUCAGGUUCUCUUACAACGCCUGUUGACCCACACAGGGUGCAGCGUCCAAUGCACAGAGAAAACAGCCGAGCAUAUCAAGCACAAGAUCAUGGAGAAUCCGUCUCCAGAGAAGUCGAUCAACCUGUUCCACUGCCUGAAUGAACUCGGUGACCAUUCUCUUGUCAAGGAAGUUCAGUAUUUUCUUACUUCAGGGACUAUAAGAGGAACUAAACUUUCAGCCUCCCAGUGGUCAGCUGUCGCCUUCGUGCUGCUGACCUCAGAACAGCUGGAUGUGUUACACAUGAGCAAGUAUGCCAGAAUGUGCAGUGAUAUCGAUGAAGUUCUUGAGAGGCUCCUGCCUGUGAUCGAGGCAUCUAGAACCGUUCAUCUUCAUUAUUGUAUACUGUCAGCCAAAUGCUGUCCAGCUCUGGCCUCGGCUCUAAGCUCAAAGAUUUCAUGUCUGAGAGAGCUGAACUUGAAUGGAAAUGGACUUCAUGAUGAAGGAGCAACCGAACUCUUUCACGGUCUGGAGAGUCCACAUUGUAAAUUGGAGAUACUGAGGCUUGCAAACUGUAAACUGGCAGACAAAAGCUGUUCUGCUCUGGCCACUGCUCUUAAAUCAGAAUCCUCCAGUUUGAAAGAGCUCAACCUGAACUGGAAUAACCUGCAGGAUGCUGGAGUGAAUCUGCUCGCCACUGGACUGGAGAAUCCACAUUGCAAACUAGAGACACUGAAGUUACGGAAAUGUGGCUUCACAGAUUCAGGCUGUGUUGCUCUGGCCACAGCUUUGAACUUGAACCCUUGGCAUUUGAAAGAACUCCAUUUGAAUAGAAAUGAUCUUGGCGAUAGAGGCAUGACACUGCUUUCUGGUGCAUUGCAGAACCCUUGCUGUAAACUGGAGAUAUUAGGUGUGAUUAGAUGUGGUAUCACAGAUGAAAGUUGUGCAGCUCUGGCUUCAGCUCUGAGAUCAAACCCCUCACACUUGAAACAGUUGGAUCUGUCUGAGAAUAAACUUGGAGAUUCAGGAUUAAAAAAGCUCACUGCUGGAUGCAUGAGUCCUUUCUGUAAACUAGAAACAUUGAGACUGAUGUAUUGUGAUAUCACAGAACACGGUUGUGCCGCUCUGGCUUCAAUUCUGAGAUUAAACCCAUCACACCUGACAUACCUAAACCUGUCUGGAAAUAUACUUGGAGAUUCAGGAGUGAAGCUGCUGUCUGCUGGACUGGAAAAUCCAAACUGUAAACUUGAGAAAUUUAAAUUGAUGUAUUGUGGGAUCACUGAUGGAGGUUGUGCUGCUUUGGCUUCAUUUAUGAAAUCAAACUCAUGUGAUCUUAAGGAACUCUAUCUGGAUAAGAAUGAUCUGGGAGACUCUGGAGUAAAGCUGAUCUCUGCUGCGAUGGAAAAUCCACACUGUAAACUGGAGUCACUGAAGCUGUGGGAAUGCAAUAUAACAGAUCAAGGUUGUAUUGCUCUGGCUUCAUCUUUGAGAUCAAACCCUUCACACCUCAGAAAUCUUUAUCUUUUUGGGAAUAAUCUCGGACCGUCAGGAGUAAAGCUGCUCUCUGCACUAAUUGAUGAUCCGGAUAAUUCAUUGGAGAAUUUCGAUUUAUACUAGUCGAUUAAACUACUGACUGAAGAUGAUCGCUGAAGAGAUGAUGUGACUGAUACUGAAGACAUCUACAGGGAUUAUAACAGUACAAAAUAUAUAGAUACUGUAUAUGUUAAUAUAUGAAUUUUACACAUCAUAUAAUUAUGUUACACAUUGUUUAUCCUGUUACAGAACUGAAUACUGUAGUGUGUAGGGGAGAGCAGGGGCGAAAGUACAAUUUUUUAGAAAAAUUUUUUUUUUAGACAUAUAUAUAUUUUUGCUGUGGUCCAUAACUCACAAGUGUGGUCUAUCAAUACCAGGUGGAAUUUUGAAAAAAUGUAAAAUUACUUCUGUAUAAUUUCACUUUAAACUUAAAGGUUCUCUAAGCGAAUCUGCGGGACGUUAGUUAUUGUUGACUUUCGAAACUGUUUUCAAACAGACGGAGCGUAGCUAACUCCUCCCCCUCCCCCUCCCUUCCGUGCUUUCAUGAACGCGCCCAACCCCCACCCCCAAAUCCUUCUUGUCGUUUAUUGGCUGGAAUACUUUGUUUUGUUUUGUGAGCUAGGUUUGGCCAUUUGUUGAUAUUGCCGUUUGUGAAGCCUGGGCUGUCUACAAAGAUCGCGUUUUUUUACAGUUUGAUCAGCGGACAGGCAGCAAGCAGAUAGUGAGGAGAUGUUUCCGGUAUGUAACAAAAAAUGUUUUAUGGUCUAAAACGCUUCAAUUCGCUUAGAGCACCUUAAAGUAGUGAAUUGUUGCUUUUGACCCUGGCAGCAGGGAAAGUAACACACAGGUGGGUCAAAAGUAACACAACAAAACAAGAUAGAUUUUUGUGUUACACUUGUUUUUAUUAAAUACAUUUCCUUAGAUAGUACGACCAGGUAUGGCUUGGCACAGCUCACUUUUAGGGGGUUUUCCACUGUUUACAGUACCUCGUAAUUUUUUUAGUACCACCUCGGUUAAUGUUCCAGCAAAACCCAAAUAAAACAUGACGAUACGCUGCCUGCGUUGCUCCCGUGUUGAGCAAUUACGAUGAUGUCACGCUAGAAGAGGCGGCAUGGUCCCGAGCUGCAUCGUACCACACAAUGGAAAAGCGACAAUAGAAACAUAAGAACAGUACUUUAAGUUACUGUCAGUCAUUUUUAUAUUAUGGUGGUUUGGCCAUAAACACAGGUUAUUAGGUUACUGCUAUGACUUGAAGUCUUCAUCUAAGUGAGUGUAGAUGAUAUUAAAUAUCAAAACACUUUUUUUAAUGAGGACAAAAUUACUGAGUAGACAUUUAAGAAAAAUAAUUUCUAAAUAUGUGUUUUGAAUAGUUUGUUUGAUCAAGUGGAUUGUUUACUUUGACUAAUGGCUGGUUAGUCAAAUGCAUUGUUGUCUCUAAAAGCAUGUUUUCCUCACGUACAUUUUUAUUCAUUUAAUGUUACAUUUCAGGUCAGACUAAAGAUUUAAUGCCAGCUGUUAUUUAUAUGUAUAAAUGUGUUAUUACUCUCUAUGUGUUUAUAACGGGACAUAUUUUAUAUACACAAAGAAUUAAAUCAAGCCUUUAAUAAAUAUAUUUAUUAAUGUCAUAGACCAUUACUGUACUUAUUUUUAGCUGGACCUCUGUAAACUCCUGUUUGGCAUCAUUUGUAUUACAACAGGAAUUUAGUAUUCUGGAUGUGUAUUGGAUUGCACCUCAGACCAUGUAUUUUCACAAAAGCUGUUAAUUUCUACCAUAUUGUAUUUCAACAAAAUAUUAUUAUGCUACACUCUUCUUGCAGUGUUCAGUAUUUUUGGCUGUAAAGAUGUGUUAGAUCUUUUCUACCAGAAAAUAACAACAUAAAAACAAAAUAGUUUUCAAUUGAUGUGAUCUGAAAAAAACAAAAUAUACUGUACAAAAAAAUACCACGUAGCAGGAAGCUAUACAUUACAUAAAAUAUUUUACACACACUGCUGCAAAUCUUACCCUGAAAAACAUACUGUACUUUAGAUAUUAUAUAUUAAAGAGUAGAGAUUGGUAAUGUUUACCAAAAUGGAAAAUGUUCACCAAAUUGUAACUAAGACAAGUUUUUAGUGCUGUGGUUUUGUGAUAAUUUGUGUGUGUGACAGAACUUGAUGUUAGAUGACACUAGAGGGAGCUAUUCAUCCAAUCAGAAAAAGAAAAUCUGCAUACCAGUCUUAUAUAAGAAAAAUCACUCUUUGCUGUAUGAAAUAAAAAACACUAUUUAUUAACAGCUCUAUAAGAUUAUUGUCUGCCUGCUUUCAUGGUGUUCUUAAAAGGUAAUAUAUCAGUAAGAUAGAUCCCAAUGAUCUAUAAAGUCAUUUGAACCUAUGAGAUUUACUUUAGAUAUUACUAAGAAUAACAAACAUUCAGAUUAUUUUAUUGGCUAUAAGAGGUCAAGUUUAUAAACUGUGUUGGUGAGGAUGAGCAGGGUGGUAUGUGUAUUGGUAUUUGACAGGUGCACGCUAACACCCUAUCAUUUCUUGCAGGUGCAAGUAUGGGAAUGUAAAGGUCAGAGGUCUUGUUUAUCAUGUGAGGUCAUGUUAAUGGUCAUGUUCAUGGGAUAUGCUAUCUUCAGGUCUAAUCUCAGAUGUCUGUGUAAGACUUAAAAGAUAGUUAUCGAUAGGACAGCGUGAUAGAAGGUGUAUGAGGGGUCUGUGAUGAAUGAUUAAUUACUUAAAAAUUACUUAAAAAAUAAACAAAAAUUAUAAUUUGCAAUAUGUUUGGGCUUUUUUUCUAAAUUCAA